Messenger RNA from Aspergillus calidoustus, 1539 nucleotides. Lineage: Eukaryota; Fungi; Ascomycota; Eurotiomycetes; Eurotiales; Aspergillaceae. The record is from the annotation of a GenBank genome assembly.
AUGAGUGCCUCGAAAGCGUCACCACAGGCCCAGAUUUACCCGGGGAAAGGACUGGGAUUUAUAACUCUCGGCGCUUCUCUUCAUAAUGUCCUCAGCCGCGUAAAGGCCCAUCCCCAGACCUACCCCGCGAUCGAUAUCGCGUACUCCGCCUCAGAUCCCCUUCAGAACCCAGUCACCUUGCAACUUCCUUUGAAUGGCCUCCGCUUGCGAUUCGACGGGCCCGAUCAACGGCUGCGUUUGAUCGAGGUACUGGACUUUUCCAAGACAACUCUUAUCUACAAAAACCAGGAAGUCUUAAAAGGCGUCGCCAAACCUCAGGAACAUUCGCCGUCCCCCCUGGGCCCUAGUUUCCGUCAUGUGUACAACCGCCUCUUCGGUCCGUCGUAUCCCGGCGAAUACAUACCUCCAACUCCUCCGUCACCAUACGGCACCUAUGUCUUAUCAUACCCUGGCGUUGCUUUCUCAUUCCCCCUCCAAGAUUCAGCUUGGUCGGAGCAAUGCGAUUUCGUAGCUUUGCUAUCAUCCUCCGCAGCUCUGCCAGCAACAUCUAUGUCAAUAUACCAGGGCACCUCGUGGCCAGAAGUUAGAACUAAAUUGUUCACGCAGCCGCCGCAGUACCCACGCUCCCCGGCCCUAGCGGGUAAGAACAAAGAAUUUGUCCCAGAUGAGAUAGAAGAGUUUGUCAUCCUGGGCGCGGGCAAGAUUGAAGUCAUACGGAGAUCUACAUCACCAACAUAUAUCACUCUAUCGGAAACCACCCCGCAGGACUUGAUUGCGGAGUUUGGACCCCCGGAUGCCAUAUAUCGUAAGAAUGAUCGCAGGAUAUCCAUUCAUCGCGCCGCUGGUGGUCGUGGUGGGGAUGACACGAUCCAUAUGAGCCCAGCCUCUGGAAGAGGGAUCGAAGUGACUGACACAGAUCAAUCAUCGAACAAUAGUGUGAGUGAUGAAUCAGACGAAGAGCUGUCGCAGGCCAGCGCGUUGGAUCCGUCUUCGUUACCGUCUGAAUGUUUUUUCAACUAUUUUCAUCAUGGCUUUGACGCAUUUAUAUCUCAUCCGACCACGUCCGGCCCAGCAUUUCCAGGUUCCGAUAUCAGUGACCCUACACCCCCAUCCCCUUCGCCUCGACUGGUCGUGACCAAGGUUGUCUUACAUGGAAAUGUGCCGGGAUCGUAUCCUUUCAACCGCUACCGACGCAGCCGCUGGAAGAUCGAAGUACAUCCAUCAAGACCAAUCGCCUCUUCAGAAACACGCUAUGACGAAAUCUCUGGACGCCUUAGAGAUGUCUGGAAAGGGUCCUAUGCAAAUGCUGCAGAAGAGAGAGCCCUUGAGCGACCGAUGGUCUUGAACAGAGGAUGGGGCGAAAGUCCGGAAAGCAGUGUGGAGUUCCUCGGCGGGUGGGAGGAGACCACCGCCAAAGGACAGAGAGCAGGGCAAGGUGGGCAAGACGGAGGUUUGGGAAACACAGAGCUUUUCGGAUUCCCAGGUCUCCUAUUCGAGAUUAUGAAGAAUGGUGCAGUAAGCUGUCUGACUAUAUAUUGA